Messenger RNA from Rangifer tarandus platyrhynchus (Svalbard reindeer), 552 nucleotides. Lineage: Eukaryota; Metazoa; Chordata; Mammalia; Artiodactyla; Cervidae. The record is from the annotation of a GenBank genome assembly.
AUGAGGCUGCUGGCAUUCGCGGUGUUGGCUCUAUUUGCUGUCACUCAAGCAGAGGAAGGAGCCAGGCUUUUGGCCUCCAAAUCACUGCUGAACAGAUACGCUGUGGAGGGGCGAGACCUGACCUUACAGUACAACAUUUACAAUGUUGGCUCGAGUGCUGCAUUAGAUGUGGAAUUAUCUGAUGAUUCCUUCCCUCCAGAAGACUUUGGCAUUGUCUCUGGAAUGCUCAAUGUCAAAUGGGACCGGAUUGCUCCUGCUAGCAACGUCUCCCACACUGUGGUCCUGCGACCUCUCAAGGCUGGUUAUUUCAACUUCACCUCAGCAACUGUUACAUACCUGGCCCAGGAGGAUGGGCCUGUUGUGAUCGGCUUUACCAGUGCACCUGGACAGGGAGGAAUCCUGGCUCAGCGGGAGUUUGAUAGAAGAUUCUCCCCCCAUUUUCUGGACUGGGCAGCCUUCGGGGUCAUGACCCUCCCUUCUAUCGGCGUCCCCCUGCUGUUGUGGUACUCCAGCAAGAGGAAAUAUGACACCCCCAAAACCAAGAAGAACUGA